Haemonchus placei is the source of this 2178-nucleotide messenger RNA. The record is from the annotation of a GenBank genome assembly. NCBI's taxonomy places the organism in Eukaryota, Metazoa, Nematoda, Chromadorea, Rhabditida, Trichostrongylidae.
AUGUGUUUUCCCAUUUUCUCGUUUGAAUGUUUUGAUAAUCAUUGUUUUCGUUUCUUCAGCGAACAUCGUAAUGCUUCUACUAACUCAACAUCGACGACCAUUUCUCAGCAUACUAAAGACCGUUUAAAGAAUAUGAUUGCACAGCGAAAUCGUGAGGGAAGUCAGACGAACCUUGCCGGCACUGCAAGCCUUAUUCCAUUAUAUGGCCCUUCUUUGCAGGUUAAUGUAUCGUCGCCGCAUUUUGAACCAUAUCGUGUGCCAGCGUCGCUUCAUAGCGUCCAAGCAGUCAGCUGCCAGCCAUCUGGAGAAUAUCAGUUGCGAAAAGUAAACAGUGAACCUAAUCUGAAGAUGCGAAUCCGAGCAAAGCUCCUCAGCAAAGGUUCAAGCCCUGUGCAAAACCAGAGCAGCUUCAGUUUCACACAUCCCCAACUGAAACGGAGUGACAGCGAAACAUCAAGUAAUGGUGGUACAACGGGUGGUGCGAAUUUGGCAAUGGACGCUUUGUUGUCGAACGCUGCUGCAACGGCGUUUCCUCCUCAUCUUAUCAUGCCCUCCCCAAGCUUGCCAAAUCUUGCCGCUCCAACUCUUGCGCAACCUCCUCAAUUACCUAUUGGUAAUCAUUCGAAUAUGGCUUCGUUGAUGGCAGCCGCUCAGUUGACGCCAUUCCUUAGUCUGCCAAGUCUUCUCAAGACCCAGCUUGGCCUUGGUGGUGGUCUUCUAGAGGAUGACAUAACCGAUCGGAGCAAACUCGCUCCUGGUGUAGCAGCCCUUGGUGCGUUAUCACAGCAGGUACCCGUUGGCGGAUAUCCCUCACUGCUCAAGCAACAACUGAGAGAACUUGUACUGCGAAGGAAGAGUCUUGUUCGCGAAGAACCUGAGGAUGAUGAUUCACUUGUUACGCAACCAGUGCUUGGACAAAUGCCGACUACUCUUGGAUUGGGUGAACUAUCAAGUGGUAAAGCAACCGGACUUGCCUAUGACUCCAGCAUGGCUCGACAUGAAUGCGUUUGCGGUGAAAGCAGUUCACAUGUGGAACAUGGUGGACGUGUGCAGAGCAUUUGGGCACGGUUGCUGGAACGUGGACUCGUACAAAGAUGCGAGCGGACUGCAGCAAAGAAAGCUUCUCUCGAACAACUACGAAUGGUACACUCGCCAACGUAUGUGACAUUUUUUGCAGUGUCACCGACGGCUUGCCUUAAAAUGGAAGCUUCUCAGCUACCACUCAAAAGCUUUGUCCAGUUGCCAUGUGGUGGAAUCGGGAUUGAUUCAGACACCUACUUUAACGAUGCCACCACUCAAACGGCUGCUCGUGUCGCUGCUGGCUCACUUAUUGAACUGGCGUCUCAGGUGGCAGAAAACCGAUUGCGCAAUGGCUUUGCAUGUAUUCGACCACCAGGUCAUCACUCUGAACGGGAUCAGGCGAUGGGAUUCUGCUUCUUCAAUAAUGUGGCUAUCACUGCCCGUUAUCUUCAACAGAAAUAUCCUCGACAAUGCUCUCGGAUUGCCAUCAUUGAUUGGGACGUUCACCAUGGUAACGGGACCCAAUUAUGUUUUGAAGAGGAUCCAAGUGUCUUGUAUCUAUCUCUUCACCGUCACGACAACGGCAAUUUCUUCCCUGGCACAGGAGCCGUUACGGAAGUCGGUCGAGGAGCUGGCAAGGGUUACUCAGUGAAUGUACCGUUUUCUGGAGGCGUUAUGAGAGAUGCUGACUAUCUAGCAGCAUGGCGAGUAGUAGUGCAUCCAAUUCUGGAACAAUUCCAGCCUAAUUUCAUUCUGGUCUCAGCCGGGUUCGAUGCGUGUUGCGGGCAUCCGAACGCUCUUGGCGGGUAUAAAAUUUCUGCAGAAAUGUUUGGUUUUAUGACACGUCAGUUAAUGGGAUUCGCCGGCGGGCGAGUUGUAUUGGCCCUCGAAGGAGGAUACGAUCUCGCAAGCAUUUCCGAUGCUGCAGAACAGUGCGUUAAGGUACUUUGUGGAGAUGACGAUAAAGCGGGUUUGUUGAAUAGUGAGGCGCUCGAGGGUAUACCGUGUCUCAGUGCUCAAGAAACUAUACAGAAGGUUAUUGCAAUUCAUAAAGGAUACUGGCCGAAUCUGACAGCCGAACAGGGUUUAACAACUAGUGAACUUCAUUGGCAAACAGUUGGCAGACAGUUCCAGAAUCUGACGAUGGGAACCGUUUAG